AUGAGGUGGAAGCGCAGCUCCCUUGGAAAACACGAAUUAGGGCGGAAGAGGAGAAUUAUUGAGGCUGGACGGCUGAGAAGCGUCUAUCUUCGAGAGACCGGCGCGUUGUUAUCAACUCAAACGGCGUCCCUCAAGAUCGGAAGAGCCAGCACCAGUGCCCACAUCGAACAAGUCGAGCACGUACUCCAUAUGAACAUAUUGGCUUUUCUUGGGCUUCUCCUGGCGUCCGUCAACGAAAAUCGUCCCGCGUACGACCUCCAACGAUGCUUAGAACGCGCGAAGAAAGUUGAGACUUGGUUCUGGGUUGAGAUGAAGGGUCAGCGGCGCGAUUGGCCACGAGGGAGGGCCGUGAGAUGGGUGGAUCGUGCCAAAUGGAGAGAACAGCUGCUGAAGCAACAGAUCGGCCUGAAGAUCACGUUACGCCACUACUAA
Messenger RNA from Cyclocybe aegerita, 432 nucleotides. Lineage: Eukaryota; Fungi; Basidiomycota; Agaricomycetes; Agaricales; Hemipholiotaceae. The record is from the annotation of a GenBank genome assembly.